Messenger RNA from Corapipo altera (White-ruffed manakin), 448 nucleotides. Its product is annotated as perilipin-3-like. The coding region runs from base 94 to 417 and encodes 107 amino acids. The record is from RefSeq and is a predicted model, not a curated record. The transcript has 3 exons. Lineage: Eukaryota; Metazoa; Chordata; Aves; Passeriformes; Pipridae. Gene Ontology annotation, cellular component: lipid droplet; cytosol. Gene Ontology annotation, biological process: positive regulation of triglyceride storage; lipid storage.
GGGUAUAAAGGGCGCUGGGGAGGAGCGGGGCGAGCCCGGAGCCACAGGCGAGCCCAGCGGAGCCGAACCCAGCGGAGCCACCAGCGCCCCACCAUGGCCACCCCCGAGCCCGCGACGGCGCAGCCCAAGGCGGAGGAGCAGCAGAGCAUCGGGACGCGCGUGGCCAACCUGCCCCUGGUGAGCUCUGCCUACGACAUGGUGUCCAGCGCCUACAGCUCCACCAAGGAGAGCCACCCCUACGUCCGCUCCGUCUGCGAUGCCGCCGAGAAGGGGGUGAAGACGCUGACGGCGGCGGCCGUGAGCGGGGCCCAGCCCCUCCUCACCCGGCUGGAGCCACAGAGUGAGUGGGGGGCGGAGGGACAGCACCCCACGGGGACGGGGAGCGCCCCAAAACCCGCCCUGGCAGAGCUCCGGUGAGGCAGCAGCAGGGGGAUGAUCCGGGUUGGUG